AUGUCUUACUCUCGGUCUCCACCUCGCUCACCGUCCUCUCCGCAGGAGGAUUGGCUGCUGAGAGGGCCUCAAUCUGCAAAGACCUACUCUACCAGCUCAUCUCGCUCUUAUUCGCACGCAUCGCGUUCGCAAUCACUGGCAUCUGCAUCCAGCAGAGCAUUCAGCACAACCAACUAUGAAGGAACAGCAAAGACCUACUAUGUGGAAUUGAAGAGCUAUCUCAAAGAAGUACUAGCUCAGGAGGCAAUGGAGGGUCCACAUCCACACAGAGUGGCUGCUCGACAAAAGCUGACCAGACUGAGCAACCUUCAGUUCCAUGAAUUGGCCAUGGAUGUCUAUGAUGAAGUCGUUCGACGCAACAAGAAUGAUAAGUUUUUGCCCUUCCUCGCUGUCAAAGAGGAAUUCCAUCCCAAGAGGAAUCAAGCAAGACAAAAACUAGCUACAUUACCUGUAGCCAGAUUCCAAGAUUUAGCUAGCGAUGUGUAUUCAGAGCUAACGAGAAGAUAUCCAAAUUUAAUCGAGAAUGAGGAUACCUACAGCCAUCUUCCACCUAUUCCUAAAAUACCUGCAUCACCUACCUACAGCAAUACCCCGCAGCCUAGUCAAUCCACCCAUAUUGUGCCUGUCAAGGGCAUGAUCAAUGUUGAACAUGUGGUGGACAAUGACACGGAGGAGGAGGAAACUAAAUACAAUAGAUCACCUACUUCUCCAGCCGUAGCAGCCAUCAAAGAGCCCAAAGACUACUUCAGUCGAUCCACGGCUCCGUUAAAGAAUGAAGGCUACCAUCAACCGAGUGAUAUCGAAAAAAUCAAGUCAGACUACGAAUACCAAAUCAACGUGAUGAUGAGUCGAAUCAAGCAACUGCAGGAUCAAGUAGAUGAUACAUCAUCCAACAAGGCAGACAAGGACUUGGUGGAGAAGCUUCAGAUGCGAGAACAAGAUGAUCAGAAAAUGAUCCGUCAAAUGGAAGAACAAUACAAAAAGCUAAACGACAAGUACGAGGCGUUGAACCGUGAGUAUAGCCAGCAACAAGAAGCAGUGCAAAAUGUGAAAAAGGAGACAAAACAGAUGCUGGACGAACUAAAGCGACUUGCUAAAGUCAAUGAGGAGCUGUACACUGAAAAGGAAAAGGCUGAAAACACAAUCAACCAACUAAAGGAAGAGGCAAAAGAGUGGCAAAUCAAGUAUGAAAAAGCGCGUAUUGAGUUACGAAGUAUAAAAGCCUCAUCCAUGAUCGACUUGGAUCAAAGCCAAAACAUCAUCAAGGGCAACUUUCUCCAACCGACGCGAAAUGGUGUGAUUCCUCAAGAUUAUGUUCUGACCUACCAAGCCUAUGUCAAUGAUCUACUAACAGCUGCAAGAUCAAACGAUCCAUCUCAAGUCAUCCAAGUCAUGAAGAAUAUGGUGACAGUGUGCAGAUCCAUCUCAGAGGAGAUAGAGAACCAAGAAGACGUAUUGUCUACAGAUACCAAGAAAGCGCUCUACGAGUUAAAGACUACUUUUUCCAAUUCCUUGUCUGACUUGCUCGUGGCAGCCAAAUACCAUGCAAGCGGUAUGGGCCUGAGCCCUGUCAGUUUGCUCGAUAGAUCUGCUGGCCAUUUGACGUCUGUGAUUGUAGAACUGGUCAAGCUUCUAGGCAUGAAUAGUGCUCUCCCUACAUCGAAACCAAGUGCUUCGGCUGCUGCAUCGCCUACCGACAACAAGAUAACCACGUCCACUAUCCUAGCAUCCUUGAACGAUGAUGCGUAUGGAAGCAAACGAUCAGACAACAACAGCUACUAUAGUGCCAUGUCGAAUGGUAGAUCCAAUGGCUCCAUGAGCAAUCGUAACAAUAGCGGCACAGCGUCUAAAGGCGACGACAUGGCAAGACCCCCUGUGAGGUCUGGAUUAGACUCAUUCACAGGCUACAAGAGUAGCAAUAGCAACAGCAUGUAUUCUUCAAAGAAAUACAGAGAGCAAGACGACUUGAGUCCGAGUGAGCUUGCUAAAUACCUUAAAACUGAAACUGAUCAUAUUGUACAAACCAUCCAAAACCUACUGGCUGCUCUCAGACUGCCUCAACAAAACGGUGAAGCGCACGGUAUCAUCAGCGCGCUACUGAAAAUUGUAGCUACUAUAUCAGAGCUCUCCAAAGCAACAUGUCAAACAACACAAGGUUACCGAUACAGGAAUGAGUGCGAUCCCGUGCUGAACCAGCUCAGUCAAUGCUCGCAACGUAUCAGUAUGAUCCAAGCAAAAUACUUUGGUAGAGGAGCCAUGGCUACAGCAAACGCGAAACGAGAUCUCGCCAAAGAAGCGUAUGAAGUGGCUAAAUUUACCAAGGAACUCAUUACAUUGUUUGAAUCCUGA
Mucor velutinosus is the source of this 2349-nucleotide messenger RNA. Its product is annotated as atp4 subunit B of the stator stalk of mitochondrial F1F0 ATP synthase. The transcript is spliced from 9 exons. Gene Ontology annotation, molecular function: MAP kinase scaffold activity. NCBI's taxonomy places the organism in Eukaryota, Fungi, Mucoromycota, Mucoromycetes, Mucorales, Mucoraceae. The record is from RefSeq and is a predicted model, not a curated record. The coding region runs from base 1 to 2349 and encodes 782 amino acids.